UUGGAAAAAACAUUGCCCUGCAUCUCAUUAUCAGUGGCUGCUUCUCGGUUCCUUUUUUUUCUUUUAUGUACAUGAUACAUAAACUUUUUUUUGAGUUCUAUGGAAAGUGAAACCACAACAACUAGCACUACGUCAUGACUCAUUGACUUUCUUAUUCUCAAGGUCAACUUAAAGCCAAUGAGCCAAAGACAUUUUAAUUUCACCUUAAUGACUAUAUAUCCCAAUAGCAAUUCACAAAACAAAUAAACCACCUUUUGCUUUCAAAAAAAAAAAGCAUCAUCAUGGGAAGAGGAACAACAACAACCAACUCCCUGUUCUUUUCAUCACUACUCUUAUUGCUAUCUUCUCUCUUGUUCCAAAACGGCGUCGUUUAUGCUCAAGAAAAGAUAGCAUCAUCAGAGGAAGAAGCACUGGGCUUAUUUCAAGAAAGAGAGACACUUGAAAUCAUCAUAGGAGGUGGAAGUACACCUUCCCCUUCCCCUUCCCCUGCACCUACGCCACCUGAUUAUACGCCAUGCCCUCCGCCACCGAAACCGCUGAGCCGUUUGGACAAAGCGCGAAAAGUGCUCCUCAACUUCACCAACUACAUCGUAGACCCAAAAGGUUUCACCAGUAACUGGUGCACAACUCACAUUCUUCCAUGUUAACUCCAACAACUUCUCCAGUUCCGUACCAAAGGAAAUAAUCAGUUACGGCUUUUUCUUCGAGCUUGAUCUUAGCAACAACAAGCUUUGUGGUCAGUUUCCAAUGGAAACGCUUAAGAACAAGAACCUAGUGUUCUUGGACCUCAGGUUCAACAACCUCGCCGGCCCGAUUCCAUGGCAACUAUUCGAAAUGGAUCUCGACGUGAUUUUCAUCAACAACAACAAGUUCAACCAGUUCCUCCCCCAGAAUUUCGGAAAUACCCCCGCAAGGUACCUGACCUUUGCCAACAAUCAAUUAUGCGGUCCGAUACCAAGGAGCAUCGGCAAGGCAGCCAACACUCUGACGGAGGUGCUCUUCCUUGGGAACAGGUUUGAUGGCUGCUUGCCGUACGAAAUCGGAAACCUAAAGAAAGCAGUUGUGUUUGAUGUGAGCAUGAACCAAUUAACAGGUCCAAUACCGUACUCGUUUGGUUGCUUGAGGCAGAUUCAAUUCUUGAAUCUUGCGAAAAACAAAUUCUACGGUGCGGUUCCGGAGAACGUUUGCAAGCUUCCGGGGCUGAUUAAUAACGGAAACUUGACCCUGUCAAACAACUACUUCACAGAGGUUGGUCCUGAAUGCAGGAAAUUGAUAAAGUCAAAGGUUUUGGAUUUGACCAAUAACUGUGUUCCGGGUUUACUGAACCAGAGGCCACAAAAAGAGUGUUGGGAGUUUCUUCAUAGUGUGAAGCCUUGUCCAAAUGAGAAGUAUCUUUUGAGUUAUGCACCUUGUGCGGGAUGGAAGGAAACUGAGAACACGGAGGAGGUGGCAGCGGCGACGGAGCCUGUUACUUAUAACGCUCUCAAACCGCACCGGUUGAGACUUUGAUGGUGUCGUAAUCUGAGUCAUAAUGGGGUGCGGGGACUCUCUGAUUUUUUUGAAUUUGACGAUGAUAAUGAUUGAUUAUGCUUCUUUUUAAUUUGCACAUAUAGUUUCUUUAAUAAUUAGGGUCCUACACUCCUACUUUUGUGUCGGUGUGUGUUUAUAGUUUCAAUUGUUGAAUAAGAAAUGUAAUCCAUUCAGAUAUCUAAAAUAUAAUUUUCCUAAUUAUUCCAAUAAAUAUAAUCAUAUCUUAUUGAUAGCA
Messenger RNA from Arachis ipaensis, 1765 nucleotides. NCBI's taxonomy places the organism in Eukaryota, Viridiplantae, Streptophyta, Magnoliopsida, Fabales, Fabaceae. The record is from RefSeq and is a predicted model, not a curated record.